AUGCGAAUCGGCGUCUUUUCCUUUCUCGCCCUCUUCUCACGCGCGGCUACCGUGGCAGAAAUAUCCGCCGCCAUGGCCGAGAAUAUGGCUCGUCCGGAUCCCUCUGCCCCCCUUGCUCCCACCCCGCUCCCGUCUCCCGGUCCAGCGCGUGACAGCGGGGAGAUCAUAAAGCAACUUAUGACUCUCUCGCGAGCCAACAUUGACAGCCUCAAACUCGUCAAGAAGGUGGAGUUUGAGGGGGAUCUAUGGGAACCCGAGGGUAUCGUCAGGCUUUCUCACCCUUCCAACGGGGAUGAAGAGAGAUUCUGGGUGUCGGCGGGUGAGUAUACCACGCCGACUGUGAAGUACCCCGGCGGCGAAUGGAGGGACGGAACGGAUCGGAGUGCCGGGGAGGGAUUCGCGCAUUUCGUGGUGUUUGACGGCGAGGGGAAGAGGUUGGGUGAUUGGGUUGUUUCCGAGGAGGGCGAUAUCGAAUAUCACAACGGCGGACUAGAUUACGACGGCCAGCAUAUAUGGGCUACGUUAUCGCAGUAUCGCCCGAAUACCACUGCCACCGUCGUCAGAAUCGACCCCGUGAAGUUGGAGAUGGAGAGGGUUCUGCGGGUUCGGGAUCACCAGGGCGGGAUCGUCCGCGACACGGAGAAGAACACCCUUACGACGCUGAGUUGGGGCGGUAGAAAGGCUAGGUUGUGGUCUCUUGAUGAGCGCGCCCUGUCAUCCAGGGACGAGCAGCAGCCGUUGACCUCCGCCUCGGAAGAGUUUAGCUCUCCUCGGAAGGAGGUUGUUAACCCGUCGUAUUGGAUCGAUUACCAGGACUGCAAGUUUCUGGGCUACUUUGAGGGACGGCCCGUGAUGCUGUGCUCUGGCAUCGCGACGCUUGCGCUCGGGGUGGACGUCGGCGGUCUGGCGAUCGUGGACGCCGAGACGAUGGUGCCUGUUUGGGAGGUGCCGUUUAUGGAGAGGACGGCGGAGGGGAAGAGGGUGUUGAUGACGAAGAAUCCGAUGGAUGUCGCGCUUGUUGGGGGGAAGUUGAGGUUGUUUUUCUUGCCGGAGGAGGGGACAAGUACGUUGUAUGUUUAUGAGUUGAGUGGGUAG
Molecule: messenger RNA, 1095 nt
Organism: Colletotrichum truncatum
Lineage: Eukaryota; Fungi; Ascomycota; Sordariomycetes; Glomerellales; Glomerellaceae
Source: RefSeq, a predicted model, not a curated record